GAGAGAGAGAGAGAGAGAGAGAGAGAGAGAGCAGUGGCUGUGUUGAGCUGGCUGGGGGAUUUGGGGAUUUGGGACCUGGGUUGAGGAGGUAUCUCAGGGGGUUUCUGAGGAACACCAGCAGCCCUGGCUUGGACUAGACUCUCCCUCACAGCCGUAAGAUUAAAUCGGACUCUUCUCCAGCAGCAUGGAGGCUGAGAUCUGACCGCCCUGGACCUGAGAGAGAGAGGAGCUGCUCCACAGCAGGACUCACUGAUAGAGGUGUGAGAGAGGUGAGCUGAAGAUGGACAGAUUGCGGAGUUGUACAGCUGACCUCUGACCUGUGAUGGAGAAAAGGUGACCCAGUUUCUUCACACCUGAGGAAGAACAAUCAAAGAUCAUGGGGAAUUCGUACGCAGGGCAGCUGAAGUCGGCUCGGUUCGAGGAGGCGCUUCAUAACUCCAUCGAGGCGUCGCUGCGCUCCAGCACCGGAGACCCCCAGCCCAUAUUCACCCAGCUCUACCUGGAGCCGGACCAGUACCCCACCCACCUCGACGAUAUUAAGUCUAAAAUGGAUUUGAGUCUCAGGUCUGAAGCUGCGGGUCACGUUCUGAUGAACUCUCAGUCGUCUCACGGUCUGGAGGACAUGGAGGACGAGGACGAGUCGGACACUAGCAGCCCACCUCUGCCCUACCUGCAGGGUCCUCCACCCGACGGCUGCUGCACUGUAGACGGGUUCUGCCAGGCGGGGAAGGAUCUCCGGUUGGUAUCCGUGGCGACGGAACCCAUCGAGGUGCCGGUCGGGUUCGAGCUGGUUGGAGCCAAAUCCCCCAGCAUCCCCGAGCACAUCCUGGUGUGUGCUGUGGAUAAACGCUUCCUGCCGGACGAUAACGGGAAAAAUGCACUUUUAGGAUUUUCAGGGAGUUGCGUGGGCUGUGGUGAGAAAGGGUUUCGUUAUUUUACCGAAUUCUCCAACCAUAUAAACCUGAAGCUGAGCACCCAGCCCAAGAAGCAGAAGCACUUAAAGUACUACCUGGUGAAGAACUCUCAGGGAGCGCUCGGGAAAGGAGCUCUCAUCUGCUGGAAGGACUGUAAGACGAGGCAGUUUUCUGGAGCAUCUUCAUCGAAGCCCACAUCCUCCUCAUCCUCACUCAGCAGUAAAGAGAACGGAGGAACCAACGGCCACAGCCCCUCCUCCUUCACCCUCUCAGACUCUCCAACGGCACGAGGACAGUCCAGCUCAUCUUCAGGAAUAUUCGGGACUCCUGAAAUGGGACGGGACUGCAGCUUCAUCAAACCACUGACCAACACCACACACACCGGCAAGACCUUACCUAUAGUACCCACCGCUCUGAGAGUUAAUGGCCUGACGAAUGGCCUGAGCUUGGAAGGUCGGCCCACACACCAAAGCCCCUCCCACAUCAACCCACUGGCCACGCCCACCCGGAGCUACCAGCCACCUGAACAGGGGGACAGCCCAGCAUCCUCUGCCAUGUCCUCUGGUCCCCCUAAGAAGAGACACCGCAGUUGGCACCCGUCCUCCACUGUGCCCGUCACGGUGCCCGCCGUGCGCCCGCUGCCCUGCGGUACAGGUCCUCUGCUGUCACUGGCCAAUCAGCAGCCUCUGUCUGUGUCAGGUGUCAUCCAGCCCCAGCCAAUCACAGCAGGAGAAACGGUGAUCAUCCCCGACAACCUGCUCAACAACUCAGGAGUCCGACCCGUCAUCCUGAUCGGUCAGGGGGCGUUGCCGUAUUUCUUCGGUAAUGUGGGGGACGUGGUGGUGAGCCCCCUGCUGGUCAGCUGUUAUAACUGCAGUCAGCUGAGUGAGAAGAAUCUGGCCAGUCUGGGUCUGACUGUCAAUCAGCUUCCCUCCACUGAGACCCUCAUCCUGCUCACACUGCAGUACCUUGCCCGCCUCGGCGGUGAGCAGAUUCCUCUGAGGGAGGAGUUUGAGCAGAUCGUGUUGAAGGCGGUGCUGUGUGGCCCCCCCGGGCCCCCGGUGUCUCCGCUGCAGUUGCCGUGGUUGGCGCGGUUGGAGGCGAGUGUGUCGGGGGGCAGUGUGCAGGUGCUGGUGAUGCAGGGCUCGCUGGGCGAGGGCAUCUCUGAGACGCUGCGCUCCCUCAGCGAAACCCCGCCCCCUCAGCACCAGCGCCUGCCCAGCUACGUCCUCAUCAUCCACACCACCGGCAGCGGCGCCAACGACUUCUGCAUCAUGGUGCUCGGUAAAUACCAGUCCAGAGCGCUAGCGGAGGGCAUGCUGACCACGAACGAGUUCCUGAAGGAGAUCAGUUAUGAGCUUAUCACGGGGAAGGUCUCGGUUCUGGCUGCUCACUUCAACAACACCUCACUGGGUGAUGAUCUGGAGAAGGAGCUGGUCAGGUAUCAGCGGAGGAGGAAGCAGCAGGUCGUCCAGCCCUUCCACUCCGACCUUACAGAGUACAUCCACUGUGAGGAGGCGGCCGGCAUGGUGCCCGACACGGCCAACGAGCUGCAGAGCGAGGUGUUUCAGAUUAAUCCUCCUCAGCUCAGCGUGGCGCGCAGUCUGCUCUCUCUGGUUUGCGGUAUCGCCGACUCCGGCAGCCACAGUCUGGACCUCGGCCGCUUCUGCAAGGUGGACUUCCUGGUGCUGGUGCCUCCGUCAACUGUGCUGCUCCAUCAGACGGCCCGACGCAUCCGCCAAUCAGGUGUGCUGGUGGAUCUGGGGAUGGAGGACUCCUCCUCGGCGCAGCAGAAGGCGGAGAAGUACGUGGCUCGGUUGGACAGUGAGAUUCACACCAGGAUGGAGGCGUUUAUGAGGAAGGUGCAGCAGAACCCGUACACGCUGUUCGUCCUGAUCCACGACAACUCACACGUGGACCUGACCGGUUCUAUGUCGGGCUCGGCGUCUCACGGGGAGCUGCAGGGUCUGGCGGACCGCGUGGUGAACUGUUCUGAGGUUCUAGACGCAGAGAACGUUCUGGUUCUGCAGGUCAGCUCCUUCCCCUUCACCCUGCAGAGCCACCAAUCACGGAUCAGCGUCCACAACGAGGUCCACUGGCCCACCAAUCACACACCUCAGGGGGAGCCGUCCCAUAAGGACCUGCUGUAUUUCGGGCUGAAGGACUACAGCCGCUCACUGCAGUGGGGCGUGGCCAGCCCCAUCCUGCGCUGUGACGACGCCUUCGAGAGGAUGGUCAGCGCACUGCUGGAGCGGCACCCUCAGCUGCACAGUAUGGUGGUGAGGAGUUAUCUGCUGAUCCAGCAGUACACCGAGGCUCUGAUGGCCCUGACCGUAUGCCCGUCGCUGCGGGAUCACGUGACCCCUCAGACCCUGGCCAUGGUGGAGUGUGUGCUGCGGUGCGGCGGGCGCGGGGGGCGGGGCCACAUGCUGCUGGUGCGGGUGCCCUCGCUGCAGCUGGCGCGGUUGGCGCGGGAGCGGCUGGAGGAGGCGCAGGAGAGGCUGGGGCUGCAGUACAGAUUCGCCGUGCUGCUCGGAGGACCGGCCGCCGAGAUCAGCCUCCCUAAACACUUCUGCACACGACUGAGGGCGUGGCGUGGCUGUAAGAACGAGGACUGGGUCCCGCUCACCUACGAGGAUCUGGAGGAUCUGCCCUGUAUCGUGAUCCUGACGGGGAAAGAUCCUCUGGGAGAAACCUUCCCCAGGUCUCUGAAGUACUGUGACCUGCGUCUGAUCGACUCCAGCUACCUGACCCGCUCGGCUCUGGAGCAGGAAGUGGGCGUGGCCUGUUCGUACGUGACCCGCAGCGUGAUCCCCGACGCCGUGGCUCCCGCGGGCAGGGAGGAGGAGCGGCGGGAGGAAGAGGAGGACGAGGAAGAAAGAAGUGCAGAGCCGGACGAGCUGCAGAUGGAACUGGAGAGACCGCCCAGUAACGGCAGUGCCACCACCAGGGCAUCCGGCUCCCUUACAGAAAACAACGUCACCUCCUCCAGCGUUCCUGACUCCUCCCACAAACCCUUCUCUAGCUCCACCUCCUCCCACACUGAAGCAGCCAGUACCAGCGUGUUCACGGACUCCAGCACCUCCCCUCACCGCCUCAAACAGGAGUGCGACUCCCAGGGGCUUCCCACCUCCACCUGCUCCUCAGCCCCGCCCUCUUUCUCCUCCUCCUCAUCCUCCUCUUCCUCCUCCACCUCCUCCACCACCUCCUCCGCCUCUCCCGGAGCUCAGAGACCCACCCAGUCCACUCAGAGCUCCCGGAGGCCGCGGGUGUUCCCCCGGACCGUGGUUCUGUCUCAGGCUGGGUACCGGCUGCUGGUGCCGGAGACUCCGGGUCAGCUGAGCUCUGGUUCCCUCCUCCCUCACGGAGACCUGGCCUGGUCCGGACCCCUCAGACCCCCCGUCCCGCACCACCUCGGCCCCGCCGAACAGUCCCUCUACUACAGGCAGUGGACCACGGCCCGGCCCCAGCACGCCGACUACACCGGCCCCGGCACCGUCCACCCCCGCAGACUCCUGCUGAGCGGACCCCCACAGGUGGGUAAGACGGGUGCGUACCUGCAGUUUCUGCGUAUUCUGUUCCGAAUGCUGAUCCGCCUGCUGGAGGUGGACGUGUAUGACGAGGAGGAGUUAGAAGAAGCUGUAGCGGAGGGUCCUGAAGCUCCGGUGUCCAGCGUCCUGCAGUGGCCGGACCUGGAGGACAUUCAGAAGAUGGCGUUCGACUCCUGCCCUCGAGACCCGAAGUUCAGACGCUGCAGUGCUGUUUACUCAGGAGCAAAUCUGCAGAGAAUAAACGGGUUGAAGAGAGAGAAGUGUGAGGACAGUGGAGAAGAAGUAAAGAGGAACACCGUCUCCAUCAGACUCAGCAUGUUUGCGGCCCACAAUGCAUUUCACCACUGCGAGCAGUGCCACCACUACAGUGAACCCGGCCCCGCCCGACCGCUGUCUGACUGCACGUUCCACGCGUUCACCUUCUGCUCCUCGAUGCUGGGGGAGGAGGUGCAGCUCCACUUCGUCAUCCCCAAAACCAAAGAGCGUCAUUUCGUCUUCAGCCAGCAGGGGCGCCACCUCGAGAGCAUGAGGCUACCGCUAAUCUCCCAACAGGAUUCAGACCUGCUGAAGAGUCCGAUCUUCACUCCCACUACGGGUCGUCAGGAGCACGGGCUGCUGAACCUGUACCACGCCAUGGAGGGGGCGGAGCAUCUGCACAUUUUAGUGGUGAAGCAGAACGAGAUGCCGCUCUACAGGAAGUACUGGCCCAACCACAUCCUGCUGGUGCUGCCCGCCGUGUUCAACGCCUCCGGAGUGGGUGCGGCUCGGUUUAUGAUAAAGGAGUUGUCGUAUCAUAACCUGGAGUUGGAGAGGAACCGGCUGGAGGAGCAGGGCGUCCGCAGGCAGGACGUCUGGCCCUUCAUUCUCAUCAUGGACGAUUCCUGCGUUCUGUGGAACACACACACACCUGGACCCAACGGCAACAGUGAGGUGGUGAACGUGUCUCUGAAGUCGGUGAUGCUCCGGAUGGAGUCGAGUCCGAAGCUGAGUGACUACGCAGUGUGUGGAGUGCGGAGUUGGAGCAGUAAGAGCGUGAGCUCUGGAUCUGCGUUCAGCCGCUGCCACCUCCACGACUUCAUCCUCCUCAACGUAGAUCUCACGCAGAACGUCCAGUACGACCUCAACCGGUUUAUGUGUGAGGAGGUGGAUUUUAAUCUGAGGGUGAACAGCAGUGGUCUCCUGAUCUGUCGCUUUAAUAACUUCAGUACCAUGAAGAAACACAUCACAACCGGCGGCCAUAAAGCCAUGAUCAUCAAACCCAAACACACGUCUAUAGAGAGUGUGUGUCCCCGUAUCCCCCCCUCUCAGUACGUGUGUGCGCCGGACAGUGAGCACCCCCUGCUGGACGCUCCGGCUCAGCUGCUGCUGGAGAAGUUUCUGCAGAGCUGCAGUCAGCACCUCUUCCCCCAGGCCUUCCAGAACACCUCCAACCCCGUCCUCACCAUCGACAGCUACCUCGACCUCGGACCACAGGUGUGUGUGUGCUACGUGAGCUCCAGGCCGCACUCGGUGAAUCUGGAUCACAGUGGCGUGGUGUUCAGUGGGCUGCUGCUCUACCUGUGCGACUCGUUCGUGGUGUCCGGCCUCCUGAAGAAAUUCAGAUUCCUGAAAGGUGCGACGCUGUGCGUGGUGUCGCAGGACCGGAGCUCACUGCGGCAGACCAUCGUACGGCUGGAGCUGGAGGACGAGUGGCAGUUCCGGCUUCGAGACGAGUUCCAGACGGCCAACUGCAGCGAGGACCGUCCGCUCUACCUGCUCACCGGACGCCAUAUUUAACCCAGAAUUCAGCGGGAAAUCGUCAGGAGCGCGCAAUCUUCUCCGUGCAGAGCGACACAAAGUGACACAGAGCCUGGAAGCUGAUUCUGUGCUGAAUCUGCUUUAGAUGGGAAGCCAAGUUACAACAGUGGUGGAUUACUGUGGUGAAAAUACCUAAAAACACAAUAAUCACUAAACUGAGGUCAAAACAAGGGUUUUCCAUUGGGUAAAGAGUGGAAGACGCUUCUAUGGAAUUUAAAAACAUGUUCUAAUGUUCCUUAUUAGAUGAGAAAACUGGACAAACUGGACAUAAGUGCAAAAAUUGCCCACUUUUGGAAACUAAUCCUGCACUGCAAAAAGUAGUGCAAAUGGUUGAUGAACACUUCUGCUCACCACUAACUAACUAAUCUACGAGUGAUCCUCGAUCAAUCCAAACAACCUCCAAUGAUGGAGGAUCAUCUUCUCAGAUCCACACUACCUCGGACAGACUUUAGAUCCUGAGGGAGUCGGAACCAAAACCCCAAAACCUAAAAAAAAAAAAGACUGUACUGCUUUGUACUUGUGAUCUAUGAUCUUGUUGGUAAAAAGCCAAAAAGAGGACACCUUUCAGAAAAUGAUUGUAAACUGGGGACACUUUUGGAGUCCCCGUUAUGUCCCAAGUGGACAUAUACCUCAUCUCAGGGUUUUUUUUGCCAGAAAAGGCAAGAAAAGGACUUUUAUUUUGUUACUACUGCUGAUUUAUUUUCUCCUUGAUCUUUUCUUUUUUUAUCACUUUAUCAAGGAUUUGCUAACUAAACGUACCGAGGACCGAGGACGAUUAUUACCGAAAACCACAAAACAACACAACUCAAGCCAUACGAUACGAGUCGUUAAAGAAUACGCUGAAUACUGGCACUCGUUUCUGCUUAGAAAUCAUCUCAAUCAUUAUAAUCAUACUUAUCUGCUUUAAAACUGAAUAUCUAACACCGAUGCUGCUGCUGGUUUUAAACAAAAUCUAGAAGAAUCUACAAUAAACCCAGCAGCCAAAACAUCUCCAUAAGCUCCCAAUACUUUUUAUUAUCCAUAUAGUACAAGCCUGUUACUGAAAACUGAAAAGAAAAACUCUGUUUUAAGUUUAAGUCUUUGGCUGUUGAUCAUUUUCUGAAGCCAUAAAGAAUCAAUAUACAUCGUGCCUUUCCUUUCAAAAGCAAUCAUCUCCUAAAUAAUCUGAUAAAUCUAUUAAAUCUGCUAAAAUCAGUCCAAAUAGAUAGAAACGAUAGCUGAUAUGAAGUCCAAGAUACGAAGAAAUGAAUUAUAUUAUAUUUAAUAAUAAUCAGAAUUGUUAAUAGCAUUUAAAAAGAUUACUUUUAGAACUCAAUUAUUAAGAAUAAUCAGAUAAUAGAAUAAUAAUAAAUAUUCUAUGACAUAAAAUAAAAUAAGACAAAUCAUUCAACUUUAAGUAAAUAACACUUUAAGAAGUCAUCUAUAUACAUAAAAAAAUGAAUUAGUUUCUCUGACUGUUUUAUUCUAUUAAAAUUCCAAAUAUUAAAAUAUUUAUUUGCAGAAUAUUAAAAAUGGCAGAAAUAACAAAAAAAGAUUUUAGACCAAAAAGCUUUCAGACCUUAAAUAAUGCAAAGAAAACAAGUUUAUAUUUAUAGUUUUUAAGUUUUAAGAGUUCAGAAAUCAAUACAUGGUGGAAUAACCCUGUUUUUUAAUCCUGGCAUCAUGUUCUCCUCCACCAGUCUUACACACUGCUUUUGGAUAACUUUAUGCUGCUUUACUCCUGGUGCAAAAAUUCAAGCAGUUCAGUUUGGUGGUUUGAUGGUUUGUGAUCAUCCAUCUUCCUCUUGAUUUUAUUCCAGAGGUUUUCAAUUUGUUAAAAUCAAAACCUCAUCGUUUUUAAAAUAGAAAUAAUGCCAUAUUGUGAAAUUGCCUUCAUCUCUCCAUAUCUCCUUUUAUUUAUGACCUGCGUCUGUGAAUCUGUGCCACUAUGCUAGGCUAGGCUACACAUACGUGCCUGACUGUAAUGCUAUAGCUACAGCUUUAGCGUAUCAUAUAAAUAUGCUUAACCAAAGCUACGCACCAAAGCUAACGACCGUAAUGACUAAAUUUUUCACUGCCGCUAAGUUUUAUGAACGACUUUUAGCAGCUUUAGCAUCUUUUAGGUGAAACAUUCCUCUUUAUUAAAAUUUAAAUGAGUUGGGAAUGACUGUCAUUGGGAUUGCACAAGAGAGUUGCUCAACGAAACUGCCUUAAAGGAGCCGACGGCUGAGAUCCCGCCCCUUUUCUAAUCAGGACCAAUCAGGUACAGUCGUGAGAGGUCAAUCAGAAUCGGAAAAAGCCAAAACCAGCCGAGGUCCCAGGCGUGAAAUGUGAAUUAGCUUUAUCUAAAUACUGUAGAGAUCCCUGUUUUUAACGACUGGGCGGAGAAACGGGGCGGCUUAUCGCGGGUAAGACGUUUUGGAUGUGAAGAAAAAAUAAAAUAAAUAAAAGUGUUGUUUAAAGUUAUGGAAUUCUGAUAUUAAUAUAUAUAAACAUAUAUUAAAUCUUUGUCGCUUUUGGCCAGAGGAGCCACGUUCUCCACAUUCUGUCUUUAUUAUUUUUUUUGUUGUUUUUUUCCAAGGCACAAAGAAUCUACCUAAGAGAACCCGAUGUUUGUUUUAUUAUUUUUUAUUUUUGUAAGAACCUGUUCUCCAGUGUUCUACAGUGUUUUGUUUUUUUAGUUUCUUUUUAUUUAAAAUUAAAAAUAGAAAAACGAAGCAGGUCCCGUUUUUGAGGGAUCGUUGUUAUUUAUUCUACAAGCUUCUCGGACUGAUAAUCAUGUUAACAUCCAAAUAUUAUCUAAUAUCCUUAAAUUCCUUAAAUUCUCAUUAUCGAAUUUAUCAUCCUCAGAAAGUCUUUGCACACGUCCGCAGAAGCUGCAUCAGUAUUGUGUUUUUAAUAGAGCUUGAAGAGAGUCGAGGUUUAGAAUUGUAUUGUAGAAUUGAACUUGCACUAUACGCUUGGCUCAGGGCCAAAUGUCGAUAGUCUUUACGUAGCCGAUCGCUCUGAUUGGCUGGUUUUAGGUGAAAUGAAUUUGGACCAGUGUUGAUUUUAGUGAAGAAAGAAAUUAAGGUAUAAAGCUAUGAACUGUCCGUGUGAAGAGCCCGAAUUACGACCCCUAGAAUGUGUCUGGUUUUUGUACAGUGUAAGAUGUGCACAUAAAUUAUGCAAUUUGCUUUUCACAAUCUUUUCACGAACGCUGUCUGUCUGCUGUGCAUAAAAAAAACGAACCCCGGAUCACACCGAACCGUCUCCGAAUGUUUAAUCAGCUCCGCGGUCUACCUCAUGAUCGGCUGGUUUGGUUGUGGGUUUGUUGACGUGACUUAAAUAAAAUGUUCUCUUUUGUUGUUGGAAUUUAUGAAUGUAAUAAUAAAGUGACAUUGAUAUUCA
Astyanax mexicanus (Mexican tetra) is the source of this 9631-nucleotide messenger RNA. It is a transcript of the gene greb1l, whose product is annotated as GREB1 like retinoic acid receptor coactivator. Bases 377 to 6241 code for a protein of 1954 amino acids. The transcript is spliced from 34 exons. The record is from RefSeq and is a predicted model, not a curated record. Gene Ontology annotation, biological process: kidney development; multicellular organism development. Lineage: Eukaryota; Metazoa; Chordata; Actinopteri; Characiformes; Acestrorhamphidae.